AAUUUUGUACACGUCAUUACAGUGCACCGGUCUGAAAGCUGAGGUGGACUUCAGGCAGAAAAAAGGAACAGACGUGUACCUCAAGUUCUAGUGAAACAUUACCAGAAAUCGUCAUGUUCAGAAUAGCAGCUUUCUUCGCACUUUUAGUGUGUGCCUGCUCGGCUGAUAGCUGCACAGAUCCAGUGAUCAGCCCCUCGGCCUACACGACCAACGACGCUGUUAUCUCAUCCGAGUCUGUCUUCAUUGUUGAGCUGAGUCUGGCCUGUGCAAACGGAGCCCAGAGUGUGGCGCUGUAUGCUGACGUCAAUGGAAGACAGUUCCCAGUGACAAGAGGCCAGGAUGUUGGCAAAUACCAGGUGUCUUGGAGCCUUCCUCACAAACAGGCCAGUUCUGGAACUUAUCAAGUGAAAUUCUUCGAUGAGGAGUCCUACAGCUCCCUGCGCAAGGCUCAGAGGAACAAUGAAGACGUUGCUGCCAUUCAGCCCCUCUUCUCCGUCAACGUUGAUCACAGGGGCGCCUGGAAUGGCCCAUGGGUGUCUACUGAGGUGCUGGCAGCAGUCGUUGGUAUCCUGGUCUACUACCUCGCCUUCAGUGCAAAGAGUACCAUCCAGGCAUAGAGGAAUGAGACGAAGCAAUGUUAACACCAACGGAUCUUUACAAAGAAUAUUGAAUUCUGGCGGGACGUGUCAAGCAGUCCAUGGUCCAGAAUAUUGUCAUAAGUCUCAUUUUCUGAGAUGUGGAGAUAGAGCAGUGGUAAUUUUGUAUUUUUUGUUUUUGUUUUCUUUCACAGACCGUGUCUGUGACAAACUUUUUUAAGAUUUGGACCAGUAUAGUUAUUUCGGAAGAAUACAGAAGAAAAAACACGUGCAUGGUUUACAUGUGUUUUUAAUCGUCUCUCAAUAGCUCAAAAUGUCCCCUUUUUAAGCAAGGUGUCUGAAAUGAUUUGCAAACUAAUUCCCUUCUCUGUGUGUCAGCAGCAUUUGGGUUGAGUUCUGUACAGAUAUGCUCCAAACCGAUUAGUCUAGAUGGCUGAGAUUUGACAUAAAUCCAUGAUCAAAGUUGUGACUCCACUGGAUGGCCUAAAGAGGUCAAACAUUGUGUUUGUGUCUCAUGCUCAUUGCGGUUCACUCAAUAAAUGGUCUGUUUUUGUCCAAGUGUGA
This is a messenger RNA of Gadus macrocephalus (Pacific cod), 1160 nucleotides long. It is a transcript of the gene ssr4, whose product is annotated as signal sequence receptor, delta. The transcript is spliced from 6 exons. Bases 114 to 617 code for a protein of 167 amino acids. Gene Ontology annotation, cellular component: endomembrane system; membrane; endoplasmic reticulum. Lineage: Eukaryota; Metazoa; Chordata; Actinopteri; Gadiformes; Gadidae. The record is from RefSeq and is a predicted model, not a curated record.